AAAAAAAUCUCAAAAGCCGGCUGCCGCCAAAACAAAACACAAACACAGCGUGGCCCUAACUGUGCAACGCAAAAUUCGCCUUAAAAAACAUCACACCAAAUCCAGCCAUGUCCGAGGGUGAGGCAGCGCGCCCGAAACCUCGCGUCGACAUCGAGUAUUGCAAUGUGUGCAAUUCGAAACCGCAGUGCCUGGAGCUGGCCGCCCUGAUACGGGAGCAGAUCCCGGAGGCGGAGGUGGUCUGCCGCACCGGACGGCGCGGCUCGUUCGAGGUGCAGAUCAACGACACGCUCGUCCACUCCAAGCUGGGCUCGCUCGCUUUCCCGCGCUACGAGGAGGUGGUGCAGAAUGUGCGCAAAGCCCGGGACGGCCUUCCCGUGGCCAGGGUGGCGGAGCAACCGAUCACGGACUGUGUGCUGCAGUAGUGCUGGGCUGGGGCGAGCAAAGAGAGCCAGAGAGAUGUGCGGUGGUGUUUCUUCUAGUCCGUUUUUUUUUAUUGCUAAAGUAUCCAGGUGCGUUGUUUGUGGGUAAACCGCAAUGUUUAAUGCUCAGUGUGCGUUUAAUGCGUGUGUGUUUAGCAAAACAAAAAGGAAAAAAAGGUUUUGACCAUCAAUUCCCCCGAAA
Messenger RNA from Anopheles gambiae (African malaria mosquito), 621 nucleotides. RefSeq names its product migration and invasion enhancer 1. The record is from RefSeq and is a predicted model, not a curated record. Bases 108 to 422 code for a protein of 104 amino acids. NCBI's taxonomy places the organism in Eukaryota, Metazoa, Arthropoda, Insecta, Diptera, Culicidae. The transcript is spliced from 2 exons.